Necator americanus (New World hookworm) is the source of this 219-nucleotide messenger RNA. RefSeq lists its product as uncharacterized. Lineage: Eukaryota; Metazoa; Nematoda; Chromadorea; Rhabditida; Ancylostomatidae. The record is from RefSeq and is a predicted model, not a curated record. The transcript is spliced from 3 exons. Bases 1 to 219 code for a protein of 72 amino acids.
AUGAGGACCGUUUUAAGGAAGAAUCCAUAUAUCCUAAGUGUGCAAUUAAUAAUUUGUAGUGAGGAUAUCUUAUCGUCGGAUCCACGAAUUAACAUAACAGAAAAAAUUCCGCUCAUCCAUGGACAACGGCAAGAUAAAUCAUCCGAUAUACAUAUGCCCCAAUAUCAACGCUAUGAAGGUGAAGAGCUUUCCUUUCAAGAGAUUGUCCUGGAUAACUAG